CAAUGAAAGAAGCUCUGCAUAGAUGUCAAAUCUUUUCGCAUCGCGUUUUCCAUUUUGAGCAUCAUCAGUGCUUCGGCAGAGGAGAAAAUCAGUAUUUAUGUUAGCGAUUGUAGUGUUUUGGCUGUAAAUACACAACACGCUGCAAGAUGCCACCGGAGACAUCCACGCAAGGAAUCGAGCUGACCGAUCAUACCUGCAGGUUGUGCCUUGCAAAUGAUCAGGAAAUCAGCCCGAUGAUGGACGCACUAAGCCAGGAGGAGCUGAAGAAUGUUAUCGAGGGCUUUCUGAAGAUUGAACUUACUAAUUGUGGACCGUUCCAAAACGCCUGCUCGAAUUGCGUUGUAAAAGUUAGAUUGAUCGAGAAUAUCCGCAGCGAGUUCGAUAGCAGCAACAAAAUAUUUGAUGUUAUGUGGACGCAGUACAAGCGAAUACAUUUCCCGGAACCAGUUGCACCUGCAAAAAAAGGACGUCCAAAAAUCGAGAAAAGCAGUCCGCAGAAAAUAACGGCAGCCUAUAUCAUUGAUGGUAUGGUUAUCGAGAAUACGGAAAUUGAAUACGUACAGGAUGAGGGUACCGAAUUCUUUAUUAAAAGUGAAGCUCAAGAUCGCGAUAUAAAACAGGAGGCAAAUGUGGAAUCUGACAGUGAGGACGCUCCCGUGGAUGAUGAUAAUCAUACUAUGGAUGAGACGGUGGAGGAGGAAUAUGUUUACGAAGAAGUUCCGAUUAUGGAAGAGAAUCGAAUGCACGAGGAGUACUUGGCGGAAGAGCCGAAAGAAUGUGAAGCCAAGAAAGACGAUUCAGAGAAAAAGGACGAAACUCUUAAAGAUGUUGUUAUAGAAGAAGAUACCGGAUAUUACGACAAAACCAUUCCUUGUUGCUACAUAUGUCUCGAUCGUUUUGAAUCGUCUGCUGACGUAUCGAUUCAUCUGGCCGAAAUACAUGCUGAUAUGCUUCCCUUUCACUGUGAUAAAUGUUUGGCAUAUUUUGAUACAUUGGAAGAGGUCAAUAAGCAUUACAUUUCCCAUGUUUACGAGUUCGUUUGCCUCUAUUGUCCACGUCGGUACUGUUCGGAACAGUAUCUAGCGAAUCAUAACUUGGUAUGCAAGGCCUUCAAGUGCACAGUGUGUGAUGAGACGUUCGAGUUGCAAAGUCAUCUGAGAGUUCACCAGCGUCAGUCCCAUCCGGCCGAGUCCAGACAUACUGGUCGGAAGAAAAACGUCUGUGGCACGUGUGGCAAGGCAUUCACGCAUGCUUGUAACCUCUCUCGUCAUCUGAAAAAUAAACGAUGUGGACGGAACAGCAAUCAAGAAGUGUACGUUAAAAGGAAGAAGAUCAAAGCUGAUCCGGAUGCAGUUUAUGACGAUGACAUAGAUGACGACAGGGAGUUGAAAAUAAGACCACCUUUAACUUGUCAGGUUUGCAGUAAGAAACUUGACAGCAACAGCAGCUUAGCUCGACAUAUUGAGAAGGAGCACGAGGAUUUCAACAUACCGUUAUUUUCCUGCAACAUUUGUCCGAAAAAGUUUACCACUUUCGAAAAGUGCAUUCGCCAUCGAGCUUUCCAUAAGAAAUCCAAAAAACCGAUUAUGCCGAUUUCGAAAAAGGAUCCGUCGGAUAAUACAUGCAAAAUAUGUAAUAAGAAAUUCCGACUCGAUCAUAUGCUACUCAAACAUCUUUCCGAAAUUCACCAGUUGACAUUGGAACUGUUCCACUGCGAUCAAUGUGGCAAAAAGUUUUCCACGGAACCAAAACUUCGCAAGCACCAGUACAACACCCAUCGCGAGAACAAAAAUUUGUACGUUUGCUCCCAUUGUGGACAGAAGUUCGAGAAAAAACUCACAUUGAAGGAUCACGAAACGAAACACUUGAAUGCUCCGGCCUAUCAGUGCGAUAUCUGUCUCAAAACAUUCAUCCACAAACACAGCCUCGAUCGUCAUGCGCUUGUGCACUCCGACGAGAAGAACUUCGAGUGCGAAUUUUGCCACAAAACGUUCAAGCGGAAUACGACGCUUGUCAUUCACAGACGUAUCCACACUGGCGAGAAACCGUACGAAUGCGUUCCCUGCGGCCAAAGGUUCAUCGAUUCCAGCACACUUAUCAAGCAUAGGCAGAGAAUGCACCCGAAGGCUGACUAAAUCGUAGACUUAAGAAUCAUUAAUACUUGAUAUAUUCGGUAUCCACUUUUAAGCUUACAAAGUUACGGAAAUAAAGCUGAUUUAUUUUCAUUGUUGGCGUUUUUUGUAGAGAAAGGAUCUGGUUAAGCACUCUCCACUUAGUCCAUUUUGUGCCAAGCAUUCGAAAAAUCGAAUAGUAACCUUGAUACUUUUUCUUGUAUUUGGAAAGCAC
Molecule: messenger RNA, 2346 nt
Organism: Toxorhynchites rutilus septentrionalis
Lineage: Eukaryota; Metazoa; Arthropoda; Insecta; Diptera; Culicidae
Product: zinc finger protein 404-like
Exons: 3
Coding region: 147-2135 (662 amino acids)
Biological process (GO): regulation of transcription by RNA polymerase II
Cellular component (GO): nucleus
Molecular function (GO): RNA polymerase II transcription regulatory region sequence-specific DNA binding; zinc ion binding; DNA-binding transcription factor activity, RNA polymerase II-specific
Source: RefSeq, a predicted model, not a curated record